Aspergillus wentii DTO 134E9 is the source of this 2223-nucleotide messenger RNA. RefSeq lists its product as uncharacterized. The transcript is spliced from 4 exons. Gene Ontology annotation, molecular function: DNA-binding transcription factor activity, RNA polymerase II-specific; DNA binding; zinc ion binding. NCBI's taxonomy places the organism in Eukaryota, Fungi, Ascomycota, Eurotiomycetes, Eurotiales, Aspergillaceae. Gene Ontology annotation, biological process: regulation of DNA-templated transcription; DNA-templated transcription. The record is from RefSeq and is a predicted model, not a curated record. The coding region runs from base 1 to 2223 and encodes 740 amino acids.
AUGAAGCGAAAUCGCAUUCAAUUCGAAGCCAACGGCGAUUUGUCGUCGGAUUCUCCUCAGAGCGCAUACCCGCCCGCCGCAGCGGAGGAUGACUCGCAGCAGGGUCCGAGACAUAUCCCCAAGAUAUCUCGAAAAAUUCGGGCGUGUACAGAAUGCAAACGGCAUAAAGUACGGUGUGACAUGAAGGCUGGCGAGUCCAUGUGUAACAGAUGCCGACGCAUGGGCCUGGAAUGUGUUGUCAAUAAGAGCCUUCAGACUUUGUUGGAGGAUGAAGCGGAAUGGAAGACCACGAUGGAACUUGCUAUGGCAGACUUGCUCAAGAAAGCUCAAUUACCGGACCUCUCAUAUUAUCACGCUGGCAGCAGACAGACCGAAACACCCUCGAGGAGAAGAGAUCGCAAAGGGUCGACGGUAUCUACAGAGGAUAAUGGCAUUGGGGUGGGUCAUAGUAGAAGAACAGAGUCUAUUGAUACUACACCGGGCGCAGCAACGAGACCGAGUCCAUCGAAUUAUGCAUUUCCCCGACAGCAGCAGCAGCAGCAGUAUUCCCUCGAUAGGGAAGAAAAUGGAACAUCGUCUUUGGUUACCGCACCGAUGGGGAGCUUGUACGAAGUGACUCAGUUGAGUGAUAUUCCAGCAGGUUCUCCAGGGCGUCAACAUGCUUCAGAUCUUGUUACCGAUUUCAUCUCACGGGGAGUCAUGGAUUUGCGAGAGGCAGAAGAAUUAUUCUAUUUCUUUGACAAUGUACUGAAUCGCUACUUAUGGGAUGGCAUGACAUUGGUUCACAAUGAUCUUGCCUCUGUUCGAAAUUCAUCGUCAAUGCUCGCUGCCGCCAUUCUGGCUGUCACGGCGCUUCAUAUGCCUAACAAAGAACGCACUUUUGAUACCUGUUAUAACGAAUUCGCAAAACUGGCGUCGGAAUCCAUGCUUGAUCGACAUCAUACUAUGGAUGACUUGCGCGCACUAUGUAUCGGAGCGUUUUGGCUCGCGGAUGUCAGCUGGAAACUCUCCGGGUACGCAGUCCGGAUCGCAACAGAGCGAAAUCUACAUCAGUGUUAUCGUAAGGCUGCGCAAGGAUCUCCAGAACAUCAAGACCAGGCCAGGCUUUGGUAUCUUCUAUAUACCUUGGAGCACCAUUUCUCCAUCGCAUACGGGCGGCCACCGAUAAUCCACGAAGAUUCGACCAUCACAAACCACAGUGCUCUUAUAAUGCAUCCGAAUGUGUCACAGGGAGAUCUCCGCUUGCAUAGCCAAGUUGAUUUGUUCAUCAUUCUUACUCGUGUCUAUCACGCUUUCGGGCCUGAUGUUGAUUUGGAGGUUCCGGAGAGCGAUUUUUCGAAAAUAGACCGCUUCGACGCUGACCUUGAGGAAUGGAAAUCCGAUUGGAUCCCUCGUUUAGUUGGAAGUCGGUAUGUUGGCGCGUAUCCUUACAAGGCCGUUUAUCUGCACUACCAUUUCUGCCGAUUACAGCUAAACUCGGUCGCUUUGCGAACCUAUCACUCUUCGUACUCCACACGCACAAUGUCUCCUGAACGCAAGAAACGAGCAGGCUUGGCCAUCGAUUCCGCUAUUGCAACGCUCCUUGUUGUUCUUGAUGAGCCGGACAUUCAGAGAGCAUUGGUCGGAGUUCCGCUAUAUCUUCACAGCAUGAUAACCUUUGCAGCUGUAUUUCUCCUCAAAAUUGCUGCAAAGUGUUGUUCGAGCGGUAUCCCUGGUGCUCAAGGGCAGCAAAACUCCAUUACAUCGGCCGGCCUGCUCAUUGACGUUGCUUAUGUCCGUGACUUGGUUGGACGCAUUAUCGACCUAAUGAUAUCAUGCAGUAGGCGAGCCAGCGAGCGCCAUCUCGUCCAUCACAUUGCUCGUGGGUUGAGAAAGAUGCUUGUUGGACUCGAGGAGUGGGAGAAGAGAAAUUCCGUUAACCAGCAGCUCCCGGGGCAGCUUCCCUUCGAAACAACUUCUAUUUUCAAGCCGAUAAUCAUUCCUGGAGCCCAGCCUCUGGGCGAGCGAGAUACUAUUUUAAACCACCCCCCUCCGCUGUUAGGAGUAGCUCCUCUCUCCGCUGAGCGGAGCAAUGGAUUUGAACCCGCCCCAGCACAAGGCAAAGAUGAGACUGGUCUUUCCGAAGGCUCCGUCGACCCUAUGAUGGCUGAUCUAUGGGGCUUCGACGAGGAGUAUUUCCCGACAGGAGUCUUCGACUUUCUCCAAUCUCAGAUGCCCGCUUGA